AAUAACAAGUAAUAACAAUAAAUAAUAAUAUUUUAACUUUUUAACUCAUUUUAUUUUAUUUGUAUAAAUAAAAAGUGAUUAUUAUUUUAAGUAUAUGUUAAAUCAAGUUAUUUAUGCUACUCUAAUAUUACUUAUUAGCAAAUUUACUCUACUAAAAAUAGGUGAUAAACACAGAACUUAAAAAUGACAGAUGCUAAACCAUUUAAAGAAGAUGAAGGUUCCAAAACUGGAAUAAAAAAUAUUGUAAAAAAUGCUACAGAUUUGCAACGUUUAAAACUCGAAAGACUUAUGAAAAAUCCAGAUAAACCAGUUUAUAUUCCAGAACCUCGAUCUGACAAGAAAACACCUCAUGUACCUGAAUUUGUUAGAAAUGUUAUGGGAUCAAGUGCAGGAGCUGGAAGUGGCGAGUUCCAUGUUUAUAGGCAUUUAAGACGUAAAGAAUAUGCAAGGCAAAAACAUAUACAGUUAAAAGCAGAAAAGGAACUCUUAGAAGAAGCAUACAAACAGAAAAUACUAGAAAAUAAACAAAUGGCUGAAGGGCGGACAGCAAAAAAAAGAGCUAAAAGACUAAAACGAAAACAAAUGUUAAAACUAAAGGGGAAGAAACCAAAAGUUGAAACUAAUAACAAAACUGAAAGCAAUUCUUCUAGCGAGAGUGAUAGUCAAGAUAAUAGUGAAACUUAAUACAUUUCUUAACGAUUCUACAUGUGAAUUAAUUGACAGUGUAUAUUUUUUAUAACUAUUAAGACAAUAUAUAAUUUAUUUUUUGAGAGUUAUCUACUAA
Messenger RNA from Adelges cooleyi (spruce gall adelgid), 784 nucleotides. Its product is annotated as PRKR-interacting protein 1 homolog. The coding region runs from base 184 to 684 and encodes 166 amino acids. Gene Ontology annotation, cellular component: nucleolus. The transcript has 3 exons. Gene Ontology annotation, molecular function: double-stranded RNA binding; protein kinase binding; protein kinase inhibitor activity. Gene Ontology annotation, biological process: negative regulation of protein kinase activity. NCBI's taxonomy places the organism in Eukaryota, Metazoa, Arthropoda, Insecta, Hemiptera, Adelgidae. The record is from RefSeq and is a predicted model, not a curated record.